AUGAAGCAUAUAACCGUUCCGCUAGCUUUUGUCUGUGUCUUGGCCUAUGUGGGCAGUGUGCAGGCAGAGUGCUGUCGGGUUAACUUAACCCUUAGGUAUAUCGUCGGUUCCGGUACCUGUGCAGAUGCUGGUGGCCGUAGAUUUAGCUCCUCAUCGUGCACAGUUACGGUUUGUGCCGAUGGCCGGCCUCUAGUUGGCACCUACUGUGGCCGUGGCUCCUGCAACAUAUUCGGCUGCAAUUGCGAUGGUGGCUGCAUUAAAGGCGAUUGGCAGCAGAGUUUCCUCAAUAACAAUAGACGGCAGAACAUCAGAGUUGUGGAUGCCACAUGGAGUUCAUAG
Drosophila hydei is the source of this 339-nucleotide messenger RNA. RefSeq names its product protein Diedel-like. Bases 1 to 339 code for a protein of 112 amino acids. The record is from RefSeq and is a predicted model, not a curated record. The transcript has a single exon. NCBI's taxonomy places the organism in Eukaryota, Metazoa, Arthropoda, Insecta, Diptera, Drosophilidae.